This is a messenger RNA of Musca domestica (house fly), 1231 nucleotides long. RefSeq names its product ubiquitin-conjugating enzyme E2 N (gene ben). The transcript is spliced from 2 exons. NCBI's taxonomy places the organism in Eukaryota, Metazoa, Arthropoda, Insecta, Diptera, Muscidae. The coding region runs from base 328 to 783 and encodes 151 amino acids. The record is from RefSeq and is a predicted model, not a curated record.
CACACAGAGAACGAGAGGUUGACAGCUAAAAUACAAAGAAUAAAGGCAAAAAAAUUCGUGGUGCGUUCGUGAAUAAAAAAACGUCCAAUUCUGAAAGUGAACGAAAAAACUUCAAAAUUAUUUUAAUAGCUUUUAAUUAUUUGCGGCAAAAGUUUAUAACAAAAAGCCACAUAAAAUAGUGAGUUUCCAACGAAAUAAUUGAAGCAGUCACUGCUACAGUGCAUCGGAUAGAAGUUCGCCAGCAAGGGGAUAUAUAAAAAAUAUAAUUGCAUUAUUUCAUUACAUAUAUAAAAUUUUUCUAAGUAGAACCAAACAAACAUAACAAAAAUGUCCAGUUUACCCCGUCGCAUUAUCAAGGAAACUCAACGUUUAAUGCAAGAACCCGUACCAGGUAUCAAUGCCAUUCCCGAUGAAAACAAUGCCCGAUAUUUCCAUGUGAUUGUGACCGGCCCCACUGAUUCACCCUUCGAGGGUGGCAUCUUUAAAUUGGAACUCUUUUUGCCCGAAGACUAUCCAAUGUCGGCACCGAAAGUUAGAUUCAUAACAAAAAUUUAUCAUCCAAAUAUCGAUCGUCUGGGUCGCAUCUGUUUGGAUGUACUUAAGGAUAAAUGGAGUCCUGCCUUACAGAUUCGCACCAUUUUGUUGUCGAUUCAGGCACUACUUAGCGCCCCAAAUCCCGAUGAUCCUUUGGCCAAUGAUGUCGCUGAAUUAUGGAAAGUCAAUGAGGCUGAGGCCAUUAAGAAUGCACGUGAAUGGACCCAAAAGUAUGCUGUCGAAGACUGAAGUAGUACUACCCCAGAUAUGUAUAGAAACGAAAUUAAACGAAAAGAUGGAGGAGGAGCGUAUUAAGAAAUAGCUGUCGGUCUGCUGGUCGGGGGAUGAAACUUAUGUGGAUAGAAGUGAUAACAACUGCUGGUGGUGACGACAACUUGCAAUUGGCUUGGAUGUUUAGUAAUGCAAAAUAAAAAAGCGGGGGGAGGGCUUCUUGUAGAUUCUUUAUCAUUUUUUUUUUUGAACUUAAACAAAAGAAUGAACCGGGCGGGGUGUUUGAUAAAAAAAAAUAAAAAUAUUGAAAUAAAAAAACAGCUCCUUGAACAUACAUAUUUACAGUAGAGAAAAGAUUAUGGGGAUAUAACGACUUUUUUUUUUGAAGAAAAGCUAAAAUAUGUAUUACAUCAAGAAUUGUAAAGAAGAACAGAAAAAUAAACUGCAAACCUAUAUGUUUCCCAAA